GAAGCCUGGAGCUGCCACGCUCACCAGCUGGGUUCUCAAGAAGACAAGAGGGGAAGACAAAAUAUCUCAGUAUCUAUCUCCACACUCACACUCCUCCCAGCUAUCUCCGACCCCCCCGCCUGCUCCCGCUCCCACUGCUGCUGCCGCUGCGUCCAGUGAAGUGCGAGCAAGCCGGAGCGUCUCCUGGCAAGGGGAGAGUGUCUCUGGCGUGGUGGGGAGAGGUAGAGCGGGAGGCAGAGAACGCUGGUGCCUCGCUCCUGGGCAACUUGGUGGGAACUUUCCCGUCCCCCGGAGCCAAGUCAACAAGUGCGGAGGCCGGCUGCAGAACGGAGCGAGCCCGGGGGCACCACAAGUCAGCUCCGUGGGCGCCGUGCCGGGGCCGUCUCUCCUCCACUGACUCUUUGGGGGGUUCCGGAUCCAGCCCCCCUGGGCCCCGUCUCUUGAGAAGCUUCCACCAUUACAUCUAAAAGCGAAGACGACUUCCUAGCCCUGGCCACGUCCAGGUUGAGCCGCAAGAAGAGGGUGAUCGGGGCGGCCAUCGGGGUGGCCAUGGUGCUGGUGCUGCUGGUGGCCAUCCCGCUGCUGGUGCACCGCUCCAAGGCUACCUCGCCGUACGAAAUGCUGGGCAGCUGCCACAUGGUCUGUGACCCCCACACGCCCCAGACUCACGGGGCGGCCUCUGCCGAAGCCAGUCCGGAGCUGGCCGUCAUCUCCCCAUCCCCGUUCCUGCCGGGGGGCAAAGGGGACCAAGGGAGGAGGGGCAAGUCUGGGAUCCGAGGGCCCCCAGGCCCCCCAGGGCCGCCAGGGCCGCGUGGUCCAGCUGGAGAGCCGGGCAGGCCGGGGCCACCAGGGCCAGGGCCAGGGGGCUACAUCCCAUCGCUCUACAGCCCCCGGAUCGCCUUCUACGCUGGGCUCCGGAAGCCCCACGAGGGCUACGAGGUGCUGCGCUUCGACGACGUGGUGACCAACGUGGGGAACUACUACGAGCCGACCCGUGGGAAGUUCACCUGCCCCCUGCCCGGCAUCUACUUCUUCACCUACCAUGUGCUGAUGCGCGGCGGGGACGGGACCAGCAUGUGGGCCGACCUCAUGAAGAACGGGCAGGUGCGGGCCAGCGCCAUCGCCCAGGACGCGGACCAGAAUUACGACUACGCCAGCAACAGCGUCAUCCUGCACCUGGACGUGGGCGACGAGGUUUUCGUCAAGCUGGAUGGGGGGAAGGUGCACGGGGGGAACACCAACAAAUACAGCACCUUCUCUGGCUUCAUCAUCUACCCGGACUGAGCCCCCCGGACUGAGCUGGUCGGCCUCCCCAGCAUGGCCCCCCCGGACUGAGCCCGUCUGCGCCCCCAGCGUGGCCAUGGACCCCCGGACUGAGCCCGUCUGUGCCCCCAACGUGGCCCUGGGCCCCCCCCGGACUGAGCCCGUCUGUGCCCCCAGCGUGGCCCCGGGCUCUGCUCAGGGAAAUGAACUGGGACAGACCCCCGGGGGGGACUGUGGGCGGCUGGGUCUAGGGGUGCAGGGGGAACUAGGGGCUCAGGGCAUCUGCUCUGGCACCUCCAGACCUUACCAGCCCCU
Dermochelys coriacea (leatherback sea turtle) is the source of this 1578-nucleotide messenger RNA. It is a transcript of the gene C1QL4, whose product is annotated as complement C1q like 4. The record is from RefSeq and is a predicted model, not a curated record. The transcript is spliced from 2 exons. The coding region runs from base 550 to 1284 and encodes 244 amino acids. NCBI's taxonomy places the organism in Eukaryota, Metazoa, Chordata, Testudines, Dermochelyidae. Gene Ontology annotation, molecular function: protein binding.